This is a messenger RNA of Entrophospora candida, 474 nucleotides long. Lineage: Eukaryota; Fungi; Glomeromycota; Glomeromycetes; Entrophosporales; Entrophosporaceae. The record is from the annotation of a GenBank genome assembly.
AAAUGUGAAUUUUUUAUUAAAAUUUUGCUUGAUAAAAACAAUGCACCAGCAUUAAGAAAUGCAAAACUUUAUGGUAGCCCUGAAUUCAAACGAUUGAUUUUUGGUCAUGAUAAAAUCUUAAAGCAGAGAUUGGAACAGUGUUAUAAUAUUGAUGAAUUUUUUAUUGAUCUAAAAGAUUUACUUGAGCAUCUAAUGAUCAAAGAAAAAGAAGAAGUAAUGCCACCAGGAAUUUAUUAUUCCUCGUUAUUAUCUGAGCUUGAUAAAAUUGGCUGGGAUAAAUUGGAAUCGCUUGAUCCUUCCUUGAAAUCUUUGGUUCUUAGAUUAAAUGAUUCAUCAGGUCGUCAACACAAAAUAAAUAUAAUGUUGCCUUUUUCUUAUCCAAAAUCACCUCUUAUUAUACAAACCGAAAUUCCAUCUGAAAUUCAACUGAAUCGUAUCUUUGACCUGAAUGAAGUGGUUUCUAUUAGUUAUAAA